UUUUUUUUUUUUUUUAGGGCUUUGAGAUUCUCAUCAUAAUGUCGCGACUCAAAGCUCCUUCAAACCUCCAUGAACUCGUCAGAACCACCUUCUCCAAGGCCCUCUCGGCAAAUGAGCUUCACUAUUUUCCCACUCAAGUCACCGUCUUGCAUGUAAAUUCAAUCCCCUUCCAACUGCGAUUCUCCCCAUCACUAGCAAACAAACCCAAAGGCCCCCCGCCAGAUCCGUCGCAGCCUCGCAAGCCGCCCUUUGACCCCUUUGCCCACCCUCCCGCCUCUCUCUUCAUCACUGAUCUGGGCCCGUCCCAUUUCCUCGUCUUGAACAAAUUUGCCGUUGUGCCGGAGCACUUUAUCCUUGCGACAAAGGAGAACAAGGCGCAGACUCAUGUGCUUGAGGAAUCUGAUCUGGAAGCCGCGCUUGCUUGUAUCGAGGCUUACGAGCAGGCAAGACAACCAUCAAACAAUCUUGAUGGAGCAGCUGCUCCUUCAGAAGAGAAAGGAUCGCAAGACGAUGGACUAUUCGUCUUUUUCAAUGGAGGGCCUCAUUCCGGAGCGAGUCAGGCCCAUAGGCAUCUUCAGCUGCUGCCAGUCUCCCGGAUGAAGGACGGCUUGGAAGAUCAAACCGCCUGGGACGUGCUCGCACAGCAGGCCGAUGCGCUGCAGAAAACACCCUUUGUUGCAUUUUCCGAGCUCAUCAACACGAACAUGUCCUCUGCGGACCUCUUUGCCGCCUAUUCCCGCGUCUACACAAAGGCCUGCCAGGCAGCCGCCCAAGAUGCGGGAUCCAAGGUAGAAGCAGUUCCUACAACGGGCGAAGCUCUCAUCAGCUACAACAUGGCCAUGACAAAGGACACUUUGGUCAUAUGCCCUCGCAAACAAGAAGGCUCUCCGAUCAAGAGCAGCGACGGGCGCGAGACUGUUGGAUCGCUCGCGUUGAACGGCACAGUCUUGGCUGGCACGGCACUGGUGAAGAACGAGGCAGAGUGGGAAGCGUUAAAGAAGAGUCCAGAGCAGCUCCUCGCGGUGCUACGCAGCAUCGGAAUCUCAAGAGGCGAGGCAGGAGAUGGUCACAAUAAGUUGUAGGAGGUGCAGCGGUUUUACCAAAAAAGACUUGUAUUUAGGAAAAAGAAUUCUUACAGAAUCUAGACAGAGAGAAGAAAAAGAAAAGAAAAUAAAAGAAGAAGAAAAUAAAGAAAGAGACUAUCCUGUACACUACAUCCAGAGAUGAAAAUCCGAAUGUCCAUGGUCUGUGGGUAUCGCCCGUUGCGCCUUUAGCGAAUGCGAAAAAUGCGAUGAUGAAAAGAAAGAGAGAAAAGCAAAAAAAAAAAAAAAAAAAAACAAGAUAGUAGAUCCCUUGUCUAUCCCCCCAAACUCCAAUAAUGUGUGCGUGUGUUCUCACCCUGAGUAAAUGCAGUCC
Molecule: messenger RNA, 1416 nt
Organism: Trichoderma atroviride IMI 206040
Lineage: Eukaryota; Fungi; Ascomycota; Sordariomycetes; Hypocreales; Hypocreaceae
Source: RefSeq, a predicted model, not a curated record